This is a messenger RNA of Lepus europaeus (European hare), 5961 nucleotides long. RefSeq names its product myomesin 1 (gene MYOM1). Lineage: Eukaryota; Metazoa; Chordata; Mammalia; Lagomorpha; Leporidae. The transcript is spliced from 37 exons. The record is from RefSeq and is a predicted model, not a curated record. Bases 751 to 5442 code for a protein of 1563 amino acids. Gene Ontology annotation, molecular function: protein binding.
CGGGGCGUCUGGGAGCCCGCCUGGCCGGCUUGGAAGUUUGCUGGAAGCCGGGGAAGGGCGGCUUUGCGCGAGCAGGUUCAUCUAUGUGGGGUUGCUUUAGGAAGAAUCCCACCCGUUCCACACAGAAGACAUUGUGACGUGUCGGGGGCCAUCUGUGUGGCCUGGGCGGACUUGAUAGGUCACGAGUGCCUGAAGACUGACUUCCUCUUCGGAAACUCGCUGGUGUUUUUGUCCUACCCAAGCCGCUUGACCCUGAUUAACCAGGAGAGGCUGACUUGGAUCCGGCUAGGCAGAUGGGCAGCUCCUGCCCUACCUCUCACUACGACGAAGCCUAGCGGCUUGGGCGAAAAUAGGGGUAAAUGUCGGGCCCGUUUUUCCUCAGCUCUCCUUGCCUAGGACGGCUUUCCGGCUUCCAGAAAAGCCUCCCCCGGUUCUGUCAUUUUCCGCGCAGGGUCGGUGUGGACUGCACAGCUGCGUGCCCGCCUCACCUGGGAGCAGAGGGACCCGGGUCCGGAGCGUGCAGAUCGUCAGCCUAGCCCCGGGUCCAGUGACAUAGUUGGGCCCGCGUUGCCAGAACGGUUCUGAAGUUUGGGGUGCCCUGUAGCCUUCUCCCUCAAACCCGGCCCUCCCUUGAAUCAUGCUCCUGAGAAGGGAACGCUGCUCUAAAGGUUGCCGAGUAGGAUACUCUAGAUAUUCGUCAGAUCCAGUUUCUUUCUUGGAGGAAGGUGGCCUGCUUCCAUCCAGGGGCACAUGAUGUCUUUGCCAUUUUAUCAGCGGUCCCAUGCGCACUAUGAUCACAGCUACCGCCACAAGGACCUACGCACCACUACAAGCCAGUACCAGCAGGAGAAGAAGCGUUCUGCCAUCUAUACCCAUGGUUCCACAGCCUACAGCAGCCGCUCCUCUGCUGCACACCGCCAGGAAGCAGAGGCCUUCAGUCAGGCGUCUGCCGCCUACCAGCAGCAGGCCUCUCAGGCCUACAGUCUUGGAGCUGAACAGUACUCCCUUGCAUCUCAAGUCAGUCGCAAGGCGGCCUCAGCCUACGACUAUGGCUACUCCCAUGGUCUUACAGAUUCUAGUCUGCUGUUAGAAGAUUAUUCAUCUAAGUUGAGCCCCAAAACAAAGAGAGCCAGGCACAGCCUUCUGUCUGGAGAAGAAAAAGAGAACCUACCAAGUGACUACAUGGUGCCCAUUUUCUCAGGACGUCAAAUGCACGUUAGUGGAAUCGCGGAUACAGAAGAAGAAAGAAUUAAAGAAGCUGCAGCUUAUAUAGCCCAGAGGAAUCUUCUUGCCAGUGAGGAAAGAACCACAUCAUCCAAACAGUCUGCAGCGUCCAAACAGUCCGUGAUAUCCAAACAGUCCACCUCCACGCUUCAAGAAGAAGAAACUUUUCAAAAAAAGUCAAGAAAAGUUGCAAUACGAGAAAAAGCAGAACGCCUGUCGCUGAGAAAAACAUUAGAAGAAACUGAGGCCUAUCAUGGAAAGUUGAAUGAAGACCAUCUUCUCCAUGCUCCUGACUUUACCAUUAAGCCACGUUCCCACACCGUUUGGGAGAAAGAGAAUGUAAAAUUACACUGCUCUGUAAUAGGCUGGCCAGAACCGCAUCUCACAUGGUAUAAAAACCAAGUGCCAAUAGAUGUCCAUGCCAACCCUGGGAAGUAUAUUAUUGAAAGUCGAUAUGGAAUGCACACUCUGGUGAUUAACGAAUGCGAUUUUGAGGACACAGCUCAGUACCGGGCCUCGGCGAUGAAUGUUAAAGGAGAGCUCUCAGCAUAUGCAUCUGUUGUGGUAAAGAGAUAUAAGGGGGACUUUGACGAUACUCGCUUCCACAGUGGAGCUUCCUCCAUGCCUCUCAGCUUUGCUGUAACCCCUUAUGGUUAUUUAUCGAAGUUUGAGAUCCACUUUGAUGACAAGUUUGAUGUGUCUUUUGGGAGAGAGGGAGAGACGAUGAGUCUGGGAUGCCGUGUAGUUAUUACACCUGAAAUCAAACAUUUCCAGCCGGAGAUCCAGUGGUACAGAAAUGGGGCGCCUGUUUCUCCAUCAAAAUGGGUGCAACCACACUGGAGUGGAGAGCGGGCUACACUGACAUUUUCUCAUCUCAACAAAGAAGAUGAAGGCCUCUAUACAAUUCGUGUACGAAUGGGCGAAUAUUAUGAAGACUAUAGCGCUUAUGUCUUUGUUCGAGAUGCUGAUGCAGAGAUUGAAGGAGCCCCAGCUGCGCCCUUGGAUGUGGUGUGCUUGGAUGCCAACAAAGAUUAUAUCAUCAUCUCCUGGAAGCAGCCAGCUGUGGAUGGAGGGAGUCCUAUCCUGGGAUAUUUUAUUGAUAAAUGUGAAGUGGGCACAGACAGCUGGUCUCAGUGCAAUGACACACCUGUGAAGUUUGCUCGUUUUCCUGUCACUGGAUUGAUAGAAGGUCGUUCCUAUAUCUUCCGAGUUCGAGCUGUGAAUAAAACCGGAAUAGGUCUGCCUUCUCGAGUUUCUGAGCCUGUGGCCGCUCUGGAUCCCGCUGAGAAAGCUAGAUUGAAAAGUCGCCCAUCAGCACCCUGGACUGGACAGAUAAUUGUCACUGAAGAAGAACCUACAGAGGGCAUUAUUCCUGGGCCCCCCACAGAGCUCUCUGUCACAGAGGCCACGAGGAGCUAUGUGGUGCUAAGCUGGAAGCCCCCUGGCCAGCGUGGCCAUGAGGGCAUUAUGUACUUCGUGGAAAAGUGUGAAGCAGGAACGGAAAACUGGCAGCGGGUGAACACGGAGCUGCCCGUGAAGUCUCCCCGCUUUGCUCUGUUCGACCUGGCCGAGGGGAAAUCCUACUGCUUCCGCGUGCGCUGUUCUAAUUCAGCAGGAGUCGGUGAGCCCUCAGAGGCCACAGAAGUGACCGUGGUAGGGGACAAACUUGAUAUCCCUCAGCCUCCUGGCAAAAUCAUCCCAAGCAGGAACACGGAUACCUCUGUAGUGGUUACUUGGGAGGAGUCCAAAGAUGCUAAAGAGUUGGUCGGAUACUACAUCGAGGCAAGCGUGGUUGGCUCUGGCGAGUGGGCGCCUUGCAACAACAACCCUGUGAAGGGCUCACGAUUUACUUGUCAUGGAUUGGUGACUGGUCAGAGUUAUAUUUUCCGGGUCAGAGCCGUUAAUGCUGCUGGGCUUAGUGAAUAUUCCCAGGAUUCGGAAGCCAUUGAGGUCAAAGCUGCUAUUGCGGCACCAUCUCCACCCUAUGAUAUCAAAUGUCUUGAAAGUUUUCGUGACUCAAUGGUUCUUGGGUGGAAGCAACCAGAUAAGAAUGGAGGGACAGAAAUUACUGGCUAUUAUGUGAAUUAUCGCGAGGUAAUUGGUGGAGUACCUGGAAAAUGGAGAGAAGCCAACAUCAAGGCUGUCAGUGACGAGGCAUACAAGAUCAGUAACUUGAAGGAAAACAUGGUUUAUCAAUUCCAAGUGGCGGCCAUGAACAUCGCUGGGUUGGGAGCGCCGUCAGCAGUGAGUGAAUGCUUCACCUGUGAAGAGUGGACCAUUGCUGUCCCAGGACCACCGCACAGCCUCAAGUACAGUGAAGUGAGGAAGACCUCCCUGGUUCUCCAGUGGAAGCCUCCAGUCCACUGUGGGCGGACACCGGUCACUGGUUACUUCGUGGACUUGAAAGAGGCCCAUGCCAAGGAAGACCAGUGGCGAGGACUCAAUGAGGCAGCGAUUCCAAACAAGUACCUGAAGGUUCAAGGCCUCACGGAGGGUGUCAGCUACGUGUUCCGUGUCCGAGCCAUUAACCAGGCUGGAGUUGGGAAGCCAUCCGACCUUGCAGGCCCUGUUGUGGCAGAAACCCGUCCAGGAACCAAAGAGGUUGUUGUAAAUGUGGAUGAUGAUGGAGUCAUUUCAUUGAACUUUGAAUGUGAUCAGAUGACUCCAAACUCAGAGUUCGUCUGGUCCAAAGAUUAUGUACCCACUGAGGACUCUCCACGACUGGAAGUUGAAAGCAAAGGCAGCAAGACAAAAAUGACCUUCAAAGACCUCGGGGAAGAUGACUUGGGCAUUUACUCUUGUGACGUAACAGACACUGAUGGAAUAGCAUCGAGCUACGUAAUUGACGAGGAAGAACUGAAACGUUUACUUGCUCUCAGUCAUGAUCACAAGUUCCCAACUGUUCCAGCCAAAUCAGAGUUGGCAGUUGAAAUCUUGGAGAAAGGGCAGGUCCGGUUUUGGAUGCAGGCUGAAAAGCUAUCUGGCAAUGCCAAAGUCAACUACAUAUUUAAUGACAAGGAAAUUUUCGAAGGACCGAAAUACAAAAUGCAUAUUGACCGAAACACUGGCAUAAUUGAAAUGUUCAUGGAAAAGCUACUGGAUGAGGAUGAGGGAACGUAUACUUUCCAGAUUCAAGAUGGAAAAGCAACUGGCCACUCUACUCUUGUUCUCCUUGGAGAUGUCUAUAAAAAGCUCCAGAAAGAAGCUGAAUUCCAGCGGCAAGAAUGGAUUAGGAAACAAGGUCCACAUUUUGCUGAGUAUUUGAGCUGGGAAGUGACUAAUGAAUGUAAUGUACUAUUGAAAUGCAAGGUAGCGAAUAUUAAGAAAGAGACUCACAUUGUGUGGUACAAGGAUGAGAGAGAGAUAUCAGUGGAUGAAAAGCAUGACUUUAAGGAUGGUAUAUGUACGCUGCUUAUAACAGAGUUUUCCAAGAAAGAUGCUGGGAUUUAUGAAGUUAUCCUGAAAGAUGACCGAGGAAAAGAUAAGAGCAGAUUGAAGCUUGUGGAUGAAGCCUUCCAAGAACUGAUGUCUGAAGUAUGCAAAACAAUAGCUCUAUCUGCCUCAGACCUGAAAAUCCAGAGCACAGCUGAGGGCAUCCGGCUGUACUCCUUCGUGACUUACUACGUGGACGACUUGAAAGUGAACUGGUCGCACAAUGGGACUGGUAUUAAGUACUCAGACAGAGUUAAGAGUGGGGUCACCGGUGAACAGAUCUGGCUACAAAUCAAUGAGCCCACUCCUAAUGACAAAGGGAAAUAUAUAAUGGAACUCUUUGAUGGCAAAACUGGACACCAAAAGACAGUGGAUCUUUCUGGACAAGCAUAUGAUGAAGCCUUUGCUGAAUUCCAGAGGUUAAAACAAGCUGCCAUUGCUGAGAAAAAUCGUGCCCGGGUGCUGGGCGGUCUCCCUGACGUGGUCACCAUCCAGGAGGGCAAGGCCCUUAACCUCACUUGCACUGUGUGGGGCGACCCAACCCCAGAGGUCUCCUGGCUGAAGAACGAGAAGCUGCUGGCCUCAGACGAGCACUGCAACCUCAGGUUCGAGGCCGGGAAGAUCGCCUACUUCACCAUCAAUGGUGUGAGCACCGCCGACUCGGGCAAGUACGGGCUGGUUGUGAAGAACAAGUAUGGGACGGAGACCAGCGACUUCACGGUCAGCGUGUUCAUCCCGGAGGAGGAGGCCAGGAAGGCCCUAUCGGAGUCGCAGAAGUCCAAGUGACCGAAGACUGGGCGGAGGGGUGCGAGGAGAGCCAAGACCGGCUGAGCCAACUUGCACUGCUUGUAUGUGAAUGGUUUAGGUUAAGGAUAAGGAAUGCUUUGCGCUUCCUCCUCCCUGUUGUGUGCUGGGUUAGGGAUAGGAUUGUCAAAUCUUUCAUUCAUAUGUUUUUUAAAAGUGCCAACUAACAACACUUUAAAGGUUUUUCUUUAUAAACAAAUUAUAUGUUAAGGAAAUAGCAUUAGUAGCACAAACAUUAGGAAAUGGUUUUAAGGAAAAGUCCAGAAUAAAAUUGGAGGGAUAUUGAAUGAUGGUCGGAGAGCAGAAGAAGGUGUUGUGCAGAGUCUGGAGUGGAUGAGGAUUUGGUGGUAAAUUCUCAUGGUUGGCAGCCAUGCUCGAACAUCCCAUCAAAGAGACAUGCUGCUGAGGCCAUGGGUGUGGUCCAGGUGUUGUUGCCAUGGUGAUGUGCAGCCUUGUGACUUGGAGCCUCCUCCGUAUGAAUAAAUGGUUCUCACACCUUUC